AUGGCGUUGAUACUCCCCGAGAUGGAGAAGAAGCCCCUCAUCCUGCUGGACAACGGACUCCCGCCCGCUGGUUCCCGCCGCUCGCCGCCCAUGCUGGUGGUGAUGGUGGGUCUGCCGGCGACGGGCAAGACCCUCCUGUCCAAGAAGCUAGCCAAGUACCUCAACUGGAUCGGGCACAAGGCGAAGGUUUUCCGCGUGAGUGACUACCGCCGCAAGCACGUCGAGCUGUACAGCCACGACCUGUUCCGCUGCAGCAACAGCGAGGCCACCGAGAUGCGCAAGAAGUCCGCCAUGGAGGCCAUGGACGACGCCCGCAACUACCUCCUACAGGGCGGCCAGCUGGCGGUGCUCGACGGCACGAACUGUGACAGGGCCACCCGGGCGCAGGUCAUGGACACCUUCGGCUGCCAGCACAAGAUCCGGGUGCUGUUCAUCGAGUGCGUCUGCGACGACGAGGACCUCCUGGAGAGCAACACCAAGGAGAUCCUGAAGCACAGCUCCGACUACAAGGAGAUGAACCUGGAGAAGGCGGUGGAGGACUUCCGCCUCAAGAUGGAGCACUACCUGGAGCAGUACCAGACCAUGAGCGCCAAGCGCGAGCCCACCGUGUCCUUCAUCCGGCUGGUGAACGCGGGCGAGACGGUGACGGCGCGCGGCAUGGACGGCCCGCUGCACGCGCGCAUCCUGAGCAUCGCGCCGCUCUUCGCGCCCACCGCCAAGACGCUGUACUUCUCGCGGCACGGCGAGAGCGAGUACAACAUGCUGGGCCGCAUCGGCGGCGACGCCGACCUGUCGCCGCGCGGCCGCCUGUACGCGCAGGCCCUGUCCCGCUACUUCACGGACAAGGUGCGCGUGCCGGGGCUGCGCGUGUUCGUCAGCGAGAAGAAGCGGACCCAGCAGACGGCCGCCGGGCUGCCCGCCGCCUACCAGGUGCUGCCCGCGCUCAACGAGCUGGACGCCGGCGUCUGCGAGGGCCUCACGUACGAGGAGAUGCAGGAGAAGUACCCGCAGGAGUUCGCGUGGCGCGACCGCGACAAGCUGCGCUACCGCUACCCGUGGGGCGAGUCCUACGUCGACAUCUGCCGCCGCCUGGAGCACGUGCUGCUCGACCUGGAGCACAGCAACAACGUGCUGGUCGUGGCGCACCAGGCCGUGCUGCGCUGCAUGCUGGGCUACUUCCUCAACAAGGACGGCGCCGAGCUGCCCUACCUCAACGUGCCCCUGCACACCGUCAUCAAGCUCACCUCCGAGGGCUUCAACUACCGCAUGGAGAUGGUGCGCCUCAAUGUGGAGUGCGUCGACACCUACCGCAAGCAGCCCCGCAACUGCAGCGACGUGCGCUCCGCCGAGGAGGCCCUCAAGACCGUGCCCAAGCACUUCGACAACCUCAAGUUCUGGGCCAACGCGCCGACGCCUCUGAUAGAGCAGCACUAGGCUUCGCCACAGGUCCUAAGUCGCUGCAGGGAAGCAGCAUUCACUUGAAAGGAAGCAACAUCGACUUGCAGGGAAGCAACAUCGCCUUGCGGGAAAGCAACAUCGACCUGCUGGGAAGCAACAUUGACUUUUGAAACGCGCUUCUGCUGGCCCUGCGGGCCCUGCGGGCGUCGAGCACCCUGCCGCUUGCCUCUGCUAGCGUUGGCACUCCCAACUCCACCGGCGGAGCGUCGCAGCGCUGCGCAGCGCGCCUCGAAUGGAUCUUCUCGUCUAGUUUUAAGUCGGCGCGGCGACGGCGCCCGCCUCGCUCCUUUGCCCUUUGCCACCGUCAGGUAUUCGAAACCGGUGAAUGUCGCCUAGUUUACACGAGAGCGCCUCAGUGUUGCCAGAAUGCAUUAGGCAUGUGUGCUGUAGAAAAUGUGGCGCGGUAUUUUAUGACAGAGCCCGAGGUUGUGUGCGUUGCCGCGUGGCGCGCCGCCGAGCUCAAAGUCCUCGCUUGUAUUAGAAGGAUCACGCGACCAGAGUCGCCUAUUUACUUACCAUCGCUCUGUACCCAAGUGAACGGGUGUAUCGUCUCAGCCUGUGCAAAUGUACAUAAAAUAUGUAGAGGAUUUAACUCAAACUAAAGAAUGCAUGCGGGGUGGACGUUGUCUGUGCAAAUAUUAUAGUCCACGAAAAUCGCGAAUUCUUCUUGCUGUAAACUUAUUGUUUCUUUAAAGAAAGAAAAUCAGCACAGAGAACACGCUCAAAAUCUGGGAUUGAAAUCCUAAACGUCAUCGCUGCUGAAUUCGAGAUUGGACUUUGUUCACGGUCAACUGAUAAAAGUUACCUAAAACUUGCUACAAAAUAGAAGCCUCUUUAGAUGGACGUGGAGUCCGAGGUCGUGCGUCACGCAAAAGAAAACAUAAUACUAUUAAUACUUAAAAUUAAUAACAAGAAUAUUACUAGGGACCGUGUAUGUCCAUAAACUUUCAAUAAUAUUCCAAUAUCCGGUUGUGCUGCGCCAUUUUUCAUCGUCGUCACCAUCAUCUUUUUGUUUCUCCUUCUCGUUAUCGCUGUGAUGGUUCGAAGUCACGGCCGCAGGUCGCCAUCAUGACAUGAGCGCCCCUCGCGGCCGGCAGUGCUCCCAACGCACCAAAUCACUUAUUGUUUUUGAAAAAAAAAGGAGGCCGGCUGUCGCGAUUUUUUUUAAAGCCUCGACGUCUUCCGUAAAUCUCAUAUUGUUUACCAUGUACUAUUUUAUAAUUAUGAUCGGGAAAUCUGGUCCGCGCGGCGCUCAAUAGAUUCUAUUGCUGUUUUUUUUUUGUCUUUUUUUUUGAGAGAAUAGAAUUGGCAGCACGGAUAGUGCCUGAAUCUUGCACGCGCGGGCUGGCCACCCUGUUAUAGGGAAGUGUGUCGUGUACGUGAGAGAAUGUUUCAUUUUUAUUUUCACCAUCCUCGCAACACAUCAUCUCUCUUUUCAUCAUAGACUUGUUUAGCCAUUUAAGAGUACAUGUGAGAGUGAGUGAGACUGUAUGCUUCGCGGGGGACCGUACUUCCCCGAAAUGUGAUUACUAUGUAAGUCUUAGGCAUUCUACGCUAUGAGCGGUAUUUCAGACUAACUAUUAGGAGACUCAAACCAUAUUGGUUUCAUGAAAGGGAUCGCGCUGCCUGUUUUGUCAAAGUGAUCAGUAUUGCUGUGCCUGUAGCAAGACUUUUGAAAUAUCCUGUAGAGUAGAGUGUGCCUUUAUGUUUUUAUGAUUCUCAUAUUUGUGUCGCGCGCCGUCGGCGGGACGCACCGGUCGCCAGUAGGACUUUAAGUGGCGUGCAAGUACUUCCCUCGUUGCGAUAGUGGUAAGGAAUCGAGCUUUAUGUUUAUAUAAUAAGAUCUUUUUUGUUUGUAUAAAAGAUAAAAAUAGAGGGACCGAUGCCUUCCGCCAAAGUCGCCCGCUGGCUUGCCAGCAACGCUGCAGAAAAUGCCGCAUAUUGUUUUGUACUGUGAAUUAUCAUUAUGUUUAAUUUGAGCAUGAAUGAUUUAUAAUAUUAAUAAAAGACUUUACUUUCGUACACUGAAAACAAA
Thrips palmi is the source of this 3493-nucleotide messenger RNA. RefSeq names its product 6-phosphofructo-2-kinase/fructose-2,6-bisphosphatase-like. Gene Ontology annotation, molecular function: ATP binding; fructose-2,6-bisphosphate 2-phosphatase activity; 6-phosphofructo-2-kinase activity. Gene Ontology annotation, biological process: fructose metabolic process; fructose 2,6-bisphosphate metabolic process. The record is from RefSeq and is a predicted model, not a curated record. Gene Ontology annotation, cellular component: cytosol. NCBI's taxonomy places the organism in Eukaryota, Metazoa, Arthropoda, Insecta, Thysanoptera, Thripidae. The coding region runs from base 1 to 1434 and encodes 477 amino acids. The transcript is spliced from 5 exons.